GCAAUAAAUUAGGCCGUCAUCGGCGAACUAAAACAAAAGUAAAUUACCUCUUAUCACUUUUAAAAUUAAAAAAAAAAAUAAUAAUAGCUUCAAGGAGAAAAUAUGCAAAUAAACAUUUUAUUAUCAGCCCGAAAGAUAACCUUCUCAGUUCCUUAACGAUGGCAUAAUUGAAAUUUGAUUGUGCUUGAGACAAGUGGCUCAAGUGAGCUAAACUUCAGCAUCCGAAACAAAACAGUUUAAAUAAUAAUAAGGUGAAAUAUGCUGCCUCAAAUAUCCAAAGAAGACGUCCUACUGGCCAUAGAACACAAAAUUGGACAUCGGAAUUUUACAAUUCUAUCGCAAGCACUAAACCCAGUCGAAGAAAAAACUGGCCUAUUGGGAGAUCAUUAUAUUUUAACUAUAUCAAUACAAAGUAAUGUUAAUAACCAAGAAACAUUAUUGAAUUUCUUCGUAAAGGCUUUUCCCGUACAAGAAGCAUUAGCCGAAUUUGCUUCCGCAAGCGGAGCGUUUGAAAAAGAAGAAUUUUCCUAUAAACUAUUUGAGACGUAUGAACAUAAUCUCAUUAGAAAUUGUGUUGCUAAUUGCUAUUUAAUACAGCCGAAUAAAUAUUUGAUUUUAGAGAAUCUUGGAGAAUACAUCAUGCCAAAUAAAUAUGAAUGUUUAACUUAUGAAAAUAUUCUAGUAAUUCUACGACAUCUAGCACAAUUUCACGCGAGUACAUUAAUAUUUGAAGAAAAGUCAAAUAAAAAAAUUAUUGAGGGCAAUGAAAAAAUCUUUCAAGAUUGCCUUUAUCGCGAUGGUGCACAAUUUGCUAAUAAAAACGCUAUAGCAAGCACUUUAAAUUGCAUUUUAUUUGAAAUCGACUAUUUCAAAUUUCCGAAAAAAAUGUCCAGUGCGGCAGAAACACUUUAUAAAAAAAUAUUUGAUUUAGUGAAACCUUCAAAGAAAUUCAGAAACGUUUUAUGCCACGGCGAUUUGUGGGCGUCAAAUUUAAUGCUUAAACCAGAUGGUUGCAAAUUUGUUGAUUUUCAAAGUAUCAGAUACGUUCCACCUUCUCAUGAUGUCCUUUCUCUGAUUUUUUCAACAACUUCUAGGGAUUUCAGAAAAAAUCACUUGUACGAAUUGUUAGGGAUUUAUUAUAAUUAUCUGGAAAAGAUUCUCAAAAUUUCUGGCUACAAUUUAGAUAAAAUAUUACCGUUUCAGGAAUUCUUAGAAUCUUGCGAAGAGCAGAAGUUGUUUGCAAUACUUUCAGCAGCAGGAAUUAUUCCUUUGAUUUUGAGUAAACGAGAAUUAAUAGAAAAAUAUUAUAGCGAUAAGGAAUUGUAUUAUAAAGUAUUUAGAGAAGAUAGGAGUGUUUUAAUUAUAGAUAAUGAGGAUAACGACGUAUUCAUGACUAGGGCAAAAGAAUCUAUUGAAGAUCUUAUAGAAGAAUGUACAAAAUUUUGUGAAAUAAAGAAUUGUUGAGUUAAUUUCUAUUUCAU
Molecule: messenger RNA, 1481 nt
Organism: Ceutorhynchus assimilis (cabbage seed weevil)
Lineage: Eukaryota; Metazoa; Arthropoda; Insecta; Coleoptera; Curculionidae
Source: the annotation of a GenBank genome assembly